AUGGCGAUCGCCGGGGGAGUGCCGGAGGCGGCCGCCCGCGCCCGAGAGCCCCGGCCCCAGUCCGACCUGGAGGCGUGGCGCAGCCUGCUCAGCAUCUUCUCCAACUACUCCUCCGUACUGGACGAAUGGGUGGAAAAGAUGCUGGAGGAAGCAAAACGACACGAGCAGAACGGCGAGCCCGAGCUGUGGAUCAUGAACAAGCCGGCGCAGUCGCUCUGCAUCUGCGUCAUCAUCACAGCGGCCGUCAUCCUCAACAUCUGCGUCAUCCAGAACAUCUACCACAACGACCUGAAGCUGAAAACCGUCCACUUCCUUCUCAUUAAAAACCUGUGCAUCGUAGACUUGAUCGGGGCGCUGUGCGUGCUGCCCGUGCCGCUCAUCACCACGAUGCAGGGCGAAUGGACCUUCGGCGAGGUCAUCUGCAGCCUAAACAGCAUCAUCAACGUGCUGCUCUGGCUGCAGCACAUCAUCAUGUUCAUCAUGCUGAAGAUCGACCGCGUGCUGGCGUCGUGUCUGCCCAUCGGGAAGUACCCCCUGUUCCCCAUCCGGUUUAUCAGUUUCGUGGUGAUGCUCUCUUGGCUCUUCUCGUUCAGCGUUGCUGUGUUUGUCACCACCAACUACGACGCCCUCUUCGAGCCGGCCAUCAUCCUCUGUAUCCCCGACCUGCCGUCGGUGUUUUUCAUCUUCAUCCUCGUCAUCUACUGCCUCGCACUCUUUACCAUCAUCGUCGGCUACGUGCUAGUGGCCAUCUUUUUGCGCCGCAAACAGGUAGCCGCGUCCCACAACCCGGCCAGUGUGCACAUACUCGACUACCGUGGUCUGGAGCGCACUGCCAUGGCCUCGUUCCUCGUCACGCUCAGUCACUUGGUGCUCUAUAUUCCGACCCUGCUGGUGAUCGGCCUUCAUGGCUGGAUCCUGCCUCCGAUCGGCAUCCUCAUCUGCGACAUGAUCGUCUACUCCGAGUUCUUCAUCCACCCGGUCAUCCUGCUGGCCACGUCGACUCGGAUGCGCAAAGAGGUGCGCAGCACACUACGCCGUCUCCGCCAGUCUUUUUCGCGUCGGUAG
Amphibalanus amphitrite is the source of this 1065-nucleotide messenger RNA. RefSeq names its product trace amine-associated receptor 13c-like. The record is from RefSeq and is a predicted model, not a curated record. The coding region runs from base 1 to 1065 and encodes 354 amino acids. The transcript has 2 exons. Gene Ontology annotation, molecular function: G protein-coupled receptor activity. Gene Ontology annotation, cellular component: membrane. Lineage: Eukaryota; Metazoa; Arthropoda; Thecostraca; Balanomorpha; Balanidae. Gene Ontology annotation, biological process: G protein-coupled receptor signaling pathway.